CGGCUUUAAUCUGGUUCACUUCAGUGGACGUGUUCAACGAUACACCUUCUGAGGUCUGUGUCGACUCGAAAGGGCUUUUCUUCGGAGGAACACGGAGAGAUUUAGACGCUCGUCCGCGACUUCGUCUGCGCCUUUUUGUCGGCAUAGAUUCAGGAUGGUGUUUAUAAUGAGACGCUGAAACAACUGACGGCGCGUUUGUCGAGAGCCUUAAAAAAAAUAAAGAGGGUGUUUCCAUAACCGGACUGUCAAACAUAAGAGGAGCGUAGAUGUGAUUCCUUCCCACUACGGGCGGCGUUUAAAACAAAAAAUCCAUCCAAAUGAUGUCCGGAAAGCAUUUCAAGGCUCAUGAAGUGAGCUGCUGCAUCAAGUAUUUCAUCUUCGGAUUCAACAUCAUAUUCUGGUUCCUUGGAGUGGCAUUCCUCGGCAUCGGGCUGUGGGCAUGGAGCGAAAAGGGAGUUCUCUCCAACAUCUCGUCCAUCACUGACCUGGGGGGCUUCGACCCUGUCUGGCUCUUUCUCGUGGUGGGCGGUGUGAUGUUCAUCCUGGGGUUUGCAGGUUGUAUCGGAGCGCUGCGAGAAAACUCUUUCCUCCUCAAGUUUUUUUCCGUGUUCCUGGGUAUCAUCUUCUUUCUGGAGCUGACUGCAGGAGUCCUGGCCUUUGUCUUCAAAGACUGGAUCAAGGACCAGCUCAACUUUUUCAUUAACAACAACAUUCGGGCCUACAGAGAUGACAUUGAUCUGCAGAACCUGAUAGACUUCACCCAGGAAUAUUGGGAGUGUUGUGGAGCUUUUGGAGCUGACGACUGGAAUCUGAACAUCUACUUUAACUGCACUGAUUCGAACCCGAGUCGAGAGAAAUGUGGAGUCCCCUUUUCUUGCUGCACCAAAGAUCCAGCGGAGGAUGUCAUUAACACUCAGUGUGGAUACGACAUCCGAGCAAAAACGGACUCUGAGCAGAGGACCUUCAUCUAUAUCAAAGGAUGCGUCCCGCAGUUUGAAAAGUGGCUUCAAGACAACCUGACAGUGGUGGCGGGCAUCUUUAUUGGAAUUGCAUUAUUGCAGAUUUUUGGCAUCUGUUUAGCACAGAAUCUCGUGAGUGACAUUGAAGCCGUGAGAGAGAGUUGUUUGUUUACCUAAGACCUCCACAGAGUUUUCAAAGGCAAGAAGGAUGUACCAGGACUCUGCAAUUCGGACACCAGCAGCAAAGGGAAAUAAGUUAAUCAGCUAACGUGUCCAGUAUGAAGAGUUUCAUUUAUAUGUAAAUAGUAAAUUUAGAUUAUUUUUAGAGUUAUUUGUGGCCCUUUUUUAAAUGAAGCUCACCCUCUGGGAUACAGAUUAAACAAAUGCAAUGCAAAUUUGUUCCGAACAGCGGUGAGUGUGUGAAGGAAUGGAAGAGGGAAACAUUAUUCGUGCGCAGGACAAAUGAAGGUAGAGUUAACUUUUCUCUGAGGUAGUGCUUCAUUUAGAAAAAUGAAAGGGGCUUUGGUUUUCUAUAUCUCAAAGCUGCAGUUGUUAACAGCUGCAUGUAAGGGUUGUGUACAAAGAUAUAAGUGAUUCUGGAAAUGCACUGCAUGCCUAUUGUCUACUGAUAGGACAUUGGCUCUCCUAACUGUAUUUCAUUAACGUUGCGUAUUUUAAAAAUAUUUGUAAAAUAGUCACUAGUUUAGAGUGAAUCGGCUGGUUAGCACUUUGUUGAAUGUUAAAUGAAUCUACUUAAAGCUACAGAGAAUUAACUUUAGAUUUAUUUACAUCUGUGAGAUGAUCACGCACACACACAGACACACACUUUGAGUUUUGUGGGGCUAUAGUGACUUGUGGAGACGUGAUGGAUGUGGUAGGCUUUGUAAACUUGCAGUUUGAGAGAGUUUUGGCAGUGACAUAAAAAAUAAUGUUAUAUACUGAAAAAACCCUGAAGAUCUCAUCAAAACUCAGCCUUAAGCACUUUAAUCUUUAUAAAGGAGCGAUGACGCUCAUUGCAGCCAUUCAGCUUUCGUCAUGACCGACUGUUAUUUUAGUCAAGCAGCAACCACUGGAGGGGGCACUUUUCUUAAAAAAAACAACAUGCAAACUGCGUCUGCAGUUUUACGGUGCUCCGUAAUUGUCAGAUAUUAUGUCCAAAAAGCAGCUUGACAGGAAAUGUCUUUAAGUACAUUCUGCGUUUGGUGCCAUUUCUUGCACAUUAUCUUGCGGUCAAUUGGUGUUCGUUCAUUCAUUUUUCCUCUGUUUUUUAAUUAUUGCCAAUGUGUUUCUAUGAUGAAAUCUGAACGUGACGAUAAGCCUUUGUUGUUUGAUUUUUGAGUUUCCACUGGAAAAGGGGGAUGCAAGCUUUUUUCAGAACUGCAUGCCGGUACUGCCUGGUGGCACAUAGCUGAACGUAGAAAUGAUUUAUAGCCUACAUGCAUACAGUACUUGAAAGCAGAGCACCCAGGCUCUGCUACCAGCAUUGUUUAUGAUGCAGACAUUGAUUUUAACACUACCACAAAGCGGAUAAUGUACAGUUAGCCUCAGAGUAAAAACAGCCAUUUCACGUGAAGGCAGCAUGAAAUGACAGCAAGUUUCACAGGACUUUUCUGUUGCUGUCAAAUCUUUAGCAGCCUUGAUGAACUGAACAUCCUGAUGAUUAACGGUCUCUUUCUGCUUGUCACUAAUUGUGGAAUCUUAAAGAAUAAAUGUUAAAAAGCAGAGAUGGUAUCAAUUUUUUUUUUUUUUUUUUUUAAAUAACUCCAUAUGAUUGUCAGUGUUUACUAAUCACACUUUCUUACCACUCAGUGCCAUAUUUGUGAUUUCUACAUACUCCGGAUUACAACUAUACUUUUGUUUCUUUUGUGCUCCUGAUUCUUGUAAAUAACUGGAUCGUGACAAGAUGUAAAUAUCUAUCUGAAUAAAUGUGGUUCUUUGUA
Stegastes partitus (bicolor damselfish) is the source of this 2899-nucleotide messenger RNA. Its product is annotated as tetraspanin-5. Lineage: Eukaryota; Metazoa; Chordata; Actinopteri; Pomacentridae. Gene Ontology annotation, cellular component: plasma membrane. The transcript is spliced from 10 exons. The record is from RefSeq and is a predicted model, not a curated record. Bases 318 to 1136 code for a protein of 272 amino acids.